Eucalyptus grandis is the source of this 575-nucleotide messenger RNA. Its product is annotated as cationic peroxidase 1-like. The transcript has 4 exons. NCBI's taxonomy places the organism in Eukaryota, Viridiplantae, Streptophyta, Magnoliopsida, Myrtales, Myrtaceae. Bases 159 to 575 code for a protein of 138 amino acids. The record is from RefSeq and is a predicted model, not a curated record. Gene Ontology annotation, biological process: response to oxidative stress. Gene Ontology annotation, molecular function: peroxidase activity; heme binding.
AGAGCUCUUCCACCAGACCAGCCUUCUUAUUGUUGCUGUGUUUCCUCCAUGGAACAGCCUCUGCUCAGCUGUCCAGUACUUUCUACUCCACCUCCUGUCCCAGCGCCCUCUCCACCAUCAAAUCCAGCGUGAGCUCUGUGGUCAAAAACGAGGCCCGCAUGGGCGCGUCCUUGCUCCGCCUUCACUUCCACGAUUGCUUCGUCAAUGGAUGCGACGCGUCAAUUUUAUUGGACGACACUACGAACUUCACCGGGGAGAAGAACGCCAGCCCGAAUGCCAAUUCCAUGCGGGGAUUCGAGGUAAUCGACACAAUCGAGUCCGAAUUGGAGAGCAAGUGCCCCGGUAUCGUGUCUUGUGCUGAUUUUUUAGCCGUCGUUGCACGAAACUCCAUCGUUGCCUUAGGUGGCCCUAGUUGGACAGUCUCCCUUGGAAGAAGAGACUCAACCACCGCAAGUCAAAGUGCUGCUAAUAUUAGCAUUCCUCCCCCAACUUUGAACCUUAGCGGCCUAAUCUCUGCAUUCUCUAACAAAGACUUCACAGCUAAAGAAAUGGUGGCACUUUUAGGUUAUGUGUGA